This is a messenger RNA of Solea solea (common sole), 5297 nucleotides long. Its product is annotated as filaggrin-2. NCBI's taxonomy places the organism in Eukaryota, Metazoa, Chordata, Actinopteri, Pleuronectiformes, Soleidae. The coding region runs from base 540 to 4358 and encodes 1272 amino acids. The transcript is spliced from 8 exons. The record is from RefSeq and is a predicted model, not a curated record.
GAAGCCAAAAAUUGUGACAUGAUUAACAAAAUUCUAAUUUUAAAUGCGCAAGAAACACUUUGAGGUAGGAAGUGACCUUGUCAAGAUGUACACACUACAGCACUGAACCAUUUGAUAGGAUUGAGAACAUACACAAAUUCAAAUUCUAGAAAAGGUCAAUUACUAAAUGGAGAACAAAAAAUAAAUAAACGAGGGUCAUUUUCAUCAUUUUACAAAAUACAAAUCGCAAAAUAACUUUUUCUAUUUGAAAUAUGUAUUUUAAAUACAUGUAUCAGACCCUGUAUGUCCCUGUGUAUGUGACGGUUUGCAAAAAGGGUUAAGUUAGUUCAAAGUGGUCGCAUGCAACCACUGGCUCCUCUGUCAUUGGAUGGCACAGGAGUAUAUAUAUUGAUGUGUGAGUGUGAAUGUUCACAGACGUGGAGACUUAGUUGCGUUUCAGAUAAGAAAAAAGAGGCAACAGUAAUCUCCUCUGUCAUUCCUGGGACUUCAUGAGAACUUUUUCAUGACCACUCUCAGGCAUCAAAGGUCAUAAUUCUGACAUGUGUGACCGUCAAGAGAAAAACUACAAGCAUGGAAAGACUGUGCCGCACCAGCACCAAAACCAGGACCAGUACCGGCAAAAGCUGUAUCAGUCAGAUGACGACUAUAGCCAAGACACCCGUUCAAAGGCAGAUGGCAGCAUUUUGAAUGAAGACCAUGGACGUCAUCACUGUCAGUCUCAUCACGACCAUCACAAGCCACAUCUCCACCGCGCUUCUCUUCCGGAAAUCUCUCUGACUUCCUCAGCUGGUUCCUCUUCGUCCUCGCCGUCUUCCUUCUCUUCGUCUUCCUCCUCUUGUUCCUCCUUCUCUUCCUCCUCUUCCUCCUCCAGCUUCUCCUCUGACACCAGCAGCGACUGCUGGGAUAGAGCUGCACACAAGAAGCCUCGGCAUUCGCAGUCCUGCACAGACAUCACGGGAAAACACGGAUACUUUGACGGAGAAGACGACACAGCUCCUCUGAUAGAUAAAAAACGUGUGAGCAGACGCUCGGUCAAAGGGAAAAGGGAGAGAGGCAAGUCCUCACGCAGCCCGACUCAGGACACCGCUAACAAAACACAGAAGAUUAGAAGAGGAUCCAGAAGUGAUGGAAAUGUCCGGAAAUCCAAGUCCAUGGAGGCUCUGAGUAGACCUAAAGACAGAGAGGAACAUGAAAACUGUGACGAAAAUGAACAAGAAAGGAGGAAAAGUGAAGCCCGAAAGAAUUUAACGAAGGAGAAAAUGAAGUUCUCUGCUUUCCUCAAUGAAAUCACUCGGCAGGUGCUCAGCCCGAUGAGACUCACCACUCUUGGGGUCACAGAUGCUCAAAGACCCUGCAGUUCACGGCAGGCUUCCGUUAAGUCCAGUAAGAUGGACAGCAGCACUAACAAACACGGACAACAGAAGAGCUGGCCCACCAGCGCAGACUCGGUUAGCUCCAGUGAACGCUCUCAUACCGGCAAGCAACACUCUACUCAACUCUCCAAAUCUAAAUCCUUCCACCACAGCCGCAGUCACCAUUCUGGAGACUCGCCCAGUCACAUGUACCCCAGGCCCAAGAGUUGCACUGACAUUAGCUGUUUGAAAAGAGCUCAAAGUCCUCAGCAUCACAACCACACGCCUUCCAAUAAGGGCUACCACCGUCACCAGGGCGAUCACGCCUCUCGUCAUCACCACCGUCGUCAUCAUUGUGAAGACUGCAACUGCCUGAACAAUCACAAUCACCACAGAGACCAAGACGGCACAGAUCAUCUGCAUCGACAAGGACAUCAUGGAGGGCAUCAUAGCCCCACCAAUCACCAUGGUAACCAAUAUAAACACAAUAGCGUCUACCAUAGCCUGUCCCGUCCCCAUCAUAAUGGAGACCGUCGUUAUGGAUGCCACUUCAGCCCGACUUGCCACCACGGACAGCACUGUCAUCGCCAUGGAAACCGCCGUGGACCUUCUCGUCACCAUAGUGACCAACAUGGCCAUGCUCUUCACCAUGGAGAAGAACAAAGUACCACUUUUCAUUACACCCAUGGAGACCAAAGUUCACCACAUAAUCGUGAAGGUCACACCACUCCAUCACAUCCCCAUCUUCAUGGCUCGGGUUACUACCACCACCACCAAAGCAGCCACCCAAAAACUGAGUGUCCUACUACAUCACAUCACCACAGGCAUCAUAGCUCAUCCAGUGACCAUGGUAAUCAUCACAGCCCACCACAUCACCAUCACCACAAUCAGCAUCACCUGGGAGACCACCACAGUGAAGGUCAUCAUUAUCACCAUGGUGACAGUGAAUCUCAUCAGCAUCACCAUGGAAACCACCAAAGUCCAAGCCAUCGCCAUGGAGACCACCACAAUGAAAUUACUCAGCAUCACCAUGGAAACCACCAAAGUACAAGCCAUCACCAUGGAGACCACCACAAUGAAUUUACUCAGCAUCACCAUGGAGACCAUUACAGUCCAGGCCAUAACCAUCAACAUGGAGACCACCACAGGGAAACGUAUAAGCAUCACCAUGGGGACCACUACAGGGAAACACAUGAGCAUCACCAUGGAGACCACCACAGGGAAACACCUGAGCGUUUCCAUGGAGACCAACACAGGGAAACACAUGAGCAUCACCAUGGAGACCACCACAGAGAAACACAUGAGCAUCACCACGGAAACCACUGCAGUUUUGGCCAUCAGCAUCACCAUGGAGACAAGCAAUCACAUUGGUAUUUCCAUGAGGUUGAACACAAUCGAUCUCACCUGCAUCACCAUGACAACCACCACAGUGACUCGCAUUUGCAUCACCAUAGCGACCAUUCCAAAGAAUCUCAUCCACAUCUCCAUGACAACCACCGGAGUGAUUCGCAUCACCAUAGCGACCAUUCCAAAGAAUCUCAUCCACAUUUCCACUCCAGUGAAUCUCAUCUGCAUCACCAUGGAGACCACAACAGUGAAUCUCAUCUGCACCACCAUGAAGAUGAUGUUUGCCAUCACCAAGGACAUCAUCCUGAAUCACAUGUCAACCAUGAUGACCUCCACACUCAUUUAAAGGGACCUUCUGCUCGCAGUCCACCUUCACACAAGAAGUCAGAGUCUCAUACCAACAAAGCAGAUUUACCCAGCAACCCUAGGAGCCGUGAUGAGGAACAGACAAGUUUUUUGGACUCGUCAUCGUCAUAUAAAGAAAAGCCAGAUGAGCUGGGUAGAAUCAUGAAAUCACAGGACAAGGACGACGGUCUGCAUCGAAGCUCGCUGAGGACGGAGUGUUCCGGAGAGGAAUUCAUGAACAACCAGAGGCUUUUGGAGGCAGAGCUUCAGAAGACACGCAUAGAGCUCAGCAACCUCACUGAGAGGUUCAAGAGACUCCACGACAGCUGCUCCUCGACAGAGCAGACCAAUGAUCUGCUUCAGAAAAACCUCCAUUCCAUGGCUCAGAGUAUGGAAGGAGAACGCGAGAGGUUGAACCGGCGUAUUUCGGCACUGACGGAGCAGCUCACUGAUGCUAAAUUUACUGACAAUGUGGAGACAGGAACUCACUUCAAUGCAACGUCAGCACUGCACAACACUAACAUCCAUUUUCAGUCAGAUGGUGCCAUUAAUCAGGUGGUUCUCCCCAUCACUCCUCCUCCCACUCAGUUCAUGGACAGCCAUGACUAUGGCAAAGCUAAAGUCAGCGGGCAGGAGCAAUCUUUGGGUUCAGUUCCAGAGGAGGAAGAGGAGUCUGACUGGUCAGAGAUGGGAGAAGAGAUCCCACGGUUUAUACUGACCGGACUGGGCAGAAAUCAAGUGUGGAGACACCAGGAGGGAGACAUGGACGGAGACAGUGAGUCAGGAGGUGAGGAAACGUUCAGACUGCACUCUCAGAUACCUCAUCUCCAGUUCACGAUCCACAGUGAGAUUUUACCGGCUCUGCAGACCAAUACUUGCCCACCUGGCUUCACAAACCUGUCUGAGGCCAUGACAGUGGAGAGCAGUUACAGGAUCACCUCAAGUCCAGCCCUUUGCUCUUCAAUCCUGAUCCGAUCGGCCAGCCUGGAAGAACUUCCACACCGUCACAUGCUCAAAGAGCUGAGAGGCACAGAGGCCAUGAUGGACCUCCACCACCACCCGAGCCACGAGGUCAUGGAGGACUUGGAAGAUGAGAUCAUUCAUCACUGGAGAACAAGCAGCGACAUGGGGGCAGGUAUUGGGAGUGCGAUGGAGAGCAGCCUGGUGGGCCUGCGGUCGGCCGAGCAGAUGCUCAACCAUUUCAUCUGUGAGUCACAGCUAAGCGAGGGGAAAGUUCAGAGCGGGGCCGAGGUGCAUGGCUGGACGGGAGGAAUAAGAGAUGAGGUGUUGAAAGGGGAGCGAACAGAGCUUUGACGUUGUGAGCGAAAAUCAUAGAAUAAAUCGAUCUUUCGAACUUUGAAUUCCAACUUUUCCGGACAGAAUACUAGGCUUCCUCAAAAAUGAACAUAUGUUUAACCAUUCCCACUUCCCUCAAAAAGUAAUUUGUGUCACUAGAGGCAAGAGGCCCAAGUGAUGUAUGUAUUUAAUAUGUAAACAAACAGCUUUUGUCUGUAGCUUAAAAGCUUAAAAUUUGAUGGUGACGUGUAGUUUUCUUGAGUAGAUUUUUUGUUCUUUCCUCUCCAUAGAAAACGUAGUACUUAGUAGAUUGUUGUUUUGCUUUAUUGGACAAAACAUUAUGGUAACACUUUAUAUUAGGAACACAUAUUUACCAUUAACUAGGUGCUCACUGACAUGCAUAUAGGUAGCAUACUAGCCCUUUAUUAGUAAAUAUUAAGCACAUAUUAACACCUUAUUUAGGGAAAAUCUUAAUUCAUGUCGUAAUAGAGGUAGAAUAAGGUGUUAAUACGUGCUUAAUAAUUACUAAUAAAGGGCUCUAGUAUGCUACUUAUAUAUGUUAGUAAGCACCUAGUUAAUGAUGAAUAUGUGUUCCCUAAUAUGACAUGUUACCAACAUUAUGAACUCAUAUAACUUCUUAUGUAUGUAGUCAAGACAAUAAUGCAAUUUAGCCAGAAACAUACAGAAAGCAUUAAAAGACAUGGUUUGUAAUACAAUGAUUUAUGCGGGUGCAAACCCUGGUGUACAGACAUGAGUGUCACUGCUGAAUACAAUAUGUAAUGCAGUAGCUUUUAUUACGAUAUGUGUAUAUGUCAACGUAUUGUGCUGUAUUUCCUCUGGUUAUCGUUGUUUCCCUCUGUUGACAUCGACCUGCUAAAUGCGAGUGCUCACACAUGAAGCAGCGCUCCUCGCUUGUGUAAAUGUAAUGUGUCCAUAUAAACAUUUAAUAAAGACAAC